Acanthaster planci (crown-of-thorns starfish) is the source of this 2194-nucleotide messenger RNA. RefSeq lists its product as uncharacterized. Gene Ontology annotation, cellular component: cytoplasm. Gene Ontology annotation, biological process: cell migration; enzyme-linked receptor protein signaling pathway. Lineage: Eukaryota; Metazoa; Echinodermata; Asteroidea; Valvatida; Acanthasteridae. Gene Ontology annotation, molecular function: signaling adaptor activity; receptor tyrosine kinase binding. The record is from RefSeq and is a predicted model, not a curated record.
UGCGUUUCCAUCCAGUGCGUGCGCCCGGUGUCCGCACGUGUAGUGACAUUCCGUAAUCGGAUGCGUAUACGGAACGGACCAAAAAUCGUACAUGGAACGGCGCCCUUCAAAACCAGGAAGUAGUCGACCGCCGUCGUCCGUCGUCAUAUUUCCAAAGUUGUAAAGAGUGUUGGGAAUUACGGCAGAUCCUGGACAGUAACGCUGGACGCAGAGCAUCUUAUUUUAUCGUGCAUCUACCCGUUUUCAGAUGCAACCUUGGAUGCAGGCUUGACGUAUAUCCUGAGGGAGGAAACUGUCGAGGUAUCGCCCGGUUUAUCGAUCUCCUGAAAAAGGGCCAGGUUGUUUGUUCAUCUCACGUAACGCAGCAUCACAUUGUCCUGUUCGGGCUAACUCCUGUACAUGCCAGGAAACAGUUACUGAUGUGCUAAAAAUAGAGUUCACUGGAAUUCCCCACCAUUUGGUCCGUCGUAUAAAGUGAUGGACAGAAGUUCAGAGUUGGACAAUGUCUAGACCGACAGAUCUGCGACUGAACGGAACGAGUGACAGAGAAACCAAUAUGCCACCCAUACCCCAGAGACGAGACUUCAGUCCCAUGGCAUCUAGGCCAUUUGGUGGAGAAUGCGUGGAAGCACUCUCCCUGGACUACUAUUACGGCAAAAUCGAAAAUUCACAGGUGGAGGAACUGUUGAGACCAUACAUGGACGCCAGAGGAACAUUUAUUCUCCGAGACAGCAACACCGAACCAGGAGUUAUCACAAUAUCUGUGGUCGAUAACCCCAGACACAUCUAUCACUUCAAGGUCAACUGGACAUCGGGCUUGUACGAAGUCACCGAAAAGCUCAGAUUCCGCUCGCUGGGGGAUCUCGUCAAGUUCUUCAACAUCAACGAUGUUCCGAGCAGAAACACAUCUCAGCUCAAAUUGUUGACUCCAAUCUCAAGAUCCUCUCGAAGGAGUCCCCCCAACAGCCCUCCCACGGAACUGAGGUCACCUACACGUCCACCCCGUCCACCUAGAACUAUCAGCCCACAGGCGAGCUGGGAGCAGUCGACUGCAGACAGUUUCAUUAAUUUGAGGGGCCCGAUGCCCAUACCUAAGCCCGGCACAGAGCCUAUUUACAUCGACAAUGACCACGUCUAUUGUCGGGCCGAGGACCUCAAGAAGUCCAAGGUUGACGAGAUCAUGGAACUAUGCAAGUUGUCAGACCAGAAGUUCAAGAAGUGCACCUGCGGGCUGUACAUGGAACAGUCCAUAUUGGUGGAGGACUGGAUGAUGCACAUCGACAGGCCAACGGAAAACCAAACAGGAAGUGGCCGGGUCUUUUUCGUCAAUUCGGUCUCAAACCUCACGCUUUGGGAGUUGCCGGACAGAGUCAUGUUCCUACUCAGCCAGCAACAGCCCGAAAAAUACAGAUUUGUGCAAAAACUUCUGCAAGAAGGAGGCAAUCUUUAGAUAGCCAAUUGUAAAUCCUUUGUACUUAUCAUGUAAAUUGUUGUUUUCUUUGCUGAAAGUGUUUAUCAUUGUAAAUACUGCACAUGAUUUGUACACACAUAACCCCAAGCACUGGCCCAAUUUCAUGGCGCAGCUUACUGCAGAAUUCCAUACUUACAAUCUCUAUUCUGCGCUAACCGUGCAAGCAGAAAAAUUCUGAGCUGACCCUUAAAGCACAGAAUCCUGUACACGUGCACAAGCCACAAUUCCUCGCUAACCCGUGAAAUACGUUCAGCGUAAGCGCAGAAUGUUCUACUACAGUAAGCGCCAAUUUUUCGCUUGCAGUAAGCAGCACCGUGAAAUUGGGACCUGGUCAAGUCCAAGUCGACAACUUUACAGAUCUGAGCUUACUUUGCCAAGGUCCAUUUGAUGCAGGUGACAAUCAGCAUAAAUUAAAUCUGUGCGCUUAAAGCUAGGAAUGUUAUUUAUGUAAAAUUAAUAUUGACUGAUUGGAUUAUUCCCUGUUGUAAUUACCUUGUCCUUCAUCUGCUUGUAACUUGUGUAGAGAGACCAAAACAUUUGCACAAGAACAUUCAUGUUUAGGGUAUGACAUUUGACACAGUCUGUGCGAUUGUUACUGUAUUUUUAUGGGAAACAGAAAUGUAUCUGAAUGUUGGCGGGAAGGAUUCCACUCUACUUUUACCAAGUCAUGAGCCUUUCAGAUUUAUGUACAUAUUGAUCAUUUUUGCAUGGCUCUAUCUCUCU